AUGGAUUUUGACGAAGCUAACGCAAUGAAAUCUUUGGCAAGAAAGCUUCUACAUGAUGUUGUUCUAAACGCUUUCUAUGUGCACUGUUCUGCACAUUGCAAUGAGCUUUUCGUUAAAGAUGUGAUGAAACAGUCACCUUUGUUGUCAACAUCGCGUGAUCUUUGUCAAGCUAUCUGUGAUGGGAUUGUGGGUGCGUACUCCAAACGCACAGGGGCGGAUUUAGGGGUUGUCAAACCAGUCACGCGACUAACGUAAAAAUUGCAAACUUAAUUAAAGUCUUAAAUAUUCGACCAAUAGUCCAGUUAUUUUUUAUCAUGUAGCGACAUCUUAUAAUAGUCCAGUAUCUAUUAUCAUGCAGCGCUAGCAAUUAACAUUCCAAUCGAACUGUAGCCCAGUGAUCAAAUUUCAUACAGUGGUUGAGCCGACGAGCUUAGUCAAGUCAAUGAACAGCUUACAUACGCAAAGUCGGUCAGUCAAAAAGUCAAAAUCCAGUGUUUUGAUUGGUCUGGACGCUUAUUGCCAUGGUAAGAAGCGAUUUUUUUCGAUUUUGACUGAUCUGUGGGGAGUUCUGACCGAUUUACAAAAGUCAGGGGCGCUCCAUUAGUCGGAAUAUCAUUAAUAUUUGACGCGUGGUAAAGUCUUUCCGAGCGCGCGCUCAUUCGAAGUGUCAUGUUGUAGCUUUGUCGGAAGAUUCAAUUUAAAGAUAUCUAUGGAAAAUUCGGAAAUGUCUGCUGCUCCAGACUCCAGUCCUUGUAGUAUUCACGAAACGGUUCAAUCCGCAUUUGCAGUGAAUAAAUUAGCUGUCUCACAAGACUGUUGCGCUGAUCUUGGGAGGAAAAUCAACGCUAAAUAUCGGAGAGUUCCAUUCAGUGAGCAGUUGCUAAGCGGCGUAUGCGCCACGAAUAGCACGAACUACAGUUUGACUGUUUGAGUAGAAGUAUUGGCGCCGAGAUCUUUAUUCUGAAGUGCAAUAAGGUAAAUUAAUUUGAUAUGUAAAUUUUAUUUCGUUUUAGACAGCAUAACAAUAUUUAUAAGCGAACAAGAUGCGCGCCAUGCAUAUGUAAAAUUGUAACUUGAAUACGCGUAUCUUGAUUUAGAUUUAGCUAUGAAUUUUGAUUUACACAACAAAUUGCAUAUUUGUAAUUCUGCGGUUGAAGGUCCGUCAGAACUCUCAAGGCUAUUACUAUGGAGGAUAACCUAUAUAAAUGCUUUAACGCAGUGUACAUAGGAUAUAAAGGUCAGGUUUUAUAGAUGAAUGUUAAGACUUUAAUAUUGAUAUAUGUUUAUUUGAGUAAUAUGACAGUGUAGUGAUUACUAGUCAAGUGAUCAAUGACUCAACAAGGCUAUUAGGCAACAAAAAUGAGUGCAGUGCUAUCAUGAGAUAGUUAAACAUAAUACUAGCAAUCCGUAAUUUGAUAAAAUGAAACAUCUUCCACAAUUAUCACAUUUCUGCAAGUACUUCUCCUUUACUUUUCCCUAAGGAGCCAGUUGUGAGAGUCAGUCAGACUGAUAAUUGCUAUAAUUGUCUCUCAUUUCAUGAAAUGAAUUGUUGAAGCUGCUUUCAGAGCGAUGCAAAGUGCGUUUCGGAGGUUUAAAAAUAUAAAAAUUCUUGGGGGACAGACCCCCCUAGGUGCCUCGCGCAUUCGCCGCCCGCAAAACUAGAUUGUACAUCCGAAAACUUUGACUAACGUACGAAAAAUCCUGGAUCCGCUCCUGCAAACGCAUUCUAUUAUUUGAAGAAAUUCAGAAAUAUUUCAAACACGAAAAUAAUAGUGACGAAUAUAAGCUCCUUACACUCCAAAGCCUCUUCGCCACAAGAUGGACAACAAGAGCCAAAGCAGCUAAUGUUAUCUUUGAUAAAAACGCCGAGCUGCGCACAACGCUGGAAAAGCUAAAUAAAGAUCCCAAUAUUUCUGCGGAAUCCAAAACAAGGAUCCGAAGAAUUCUUAAGAGACAGAUGUCUUCCUUGCACGUCCCCUUCAAAUUGAAUAUGACGCGAAAGCUUGUUGUUUUGUUUGGAAAGUAUUCAAAAGAGCUCACGGAGUCGACAGUUCCGUUGAUUAUGCUUUGUAUUCUUUGCGGCUUAUUACACAGAGGUUGA
Messenger RNA from Paramuricea clavata, 2101 nucleotides. Lineage: Eukaryota; Metazoa; Cnidaria; Anthozoa; Malacalcyonacea; Plexauridae. The record is from the annotation of a GenBank genome assembly.